Molecule: messenger RNA, 333 nt
Organism: Penicillium canescens
Lineage: Eukaryota; Fungi; Ascomycota; Eurotiomycetes; Eurotiales; Aspergillaceae
Exons: 3
Coding region: 1-333 (110 amino acids)
Source: RefSeq, a predicted model, not a curated record
AUGAAGUCUGCCUUUAUCGUCCUCGCUACCAUUCUACCACUGGCAAUGACAGCGGCCACGCCCGAAUCGCCAGAUCUUGGUUUCAUCAAAAAGGAACAGGAACUGGGUCAGGGUCAGGGUAGAAGAUGCGAGCUUACUACAUUUAAACAGAUUAGGCAGGUUCCCUGUCCGGGCGCUUCACAAUUUACAAGAGGCCCUGGCGAAAAGUUCUCUAUCAUAUGCUCGUUUCCUAUUGGUCUCACGACAUGGUUUAAGACAGAAAAUAGAGAAUGGCUCCGCAAUCUGAACGGCGCUUCCGGUGAACCAGGUCCUUUGCCAAAGUGCGAUAUCUAA